AUGAGCAUGGUGCCGUCAGUGUCCGCUAAGGACUUCAUCGUGGCUACCAAGUACAAGUUAAUCCGGAAAAUUGGCUCCGGCUCCUUCGGCGACAUCUACGUCAGCAUCAAUGUGACGAAUGGCGAAGAGGUGGCCAUCAAGCUCGAGAGCAAUCGGGCUCGUCACCCGCAGCUCCUCUACGAGUCGAAGGUGUACAAGAUUCUUCAAGGGGGAGUGGGUAUCCCGCACAUCCGGUGGUAUGGAACAGAACGGGAAUAUAAUGUGUUGGUCAUGGACCUCCUGGGCCCAUCCCUAGAAGAUCUUUUCAAUUUCUGCAGCCGUCGCUUCACGAUGAAGACUGUGCUGAUGCUGGCCGACCAGAUGAUCGGACGGAUAGAGUAUGUGCACGUGAAGAACUUCAUCCACCGCGACAUCAAGCCGGACAACUUCUUGAUGGGGAUCGGGCGGCAUUGCAAUAAGCUGUUCUUGAUCGAUUUUGGGCUUGCCAAGAAGUACCGCGAUUCUCGCACCCGCACCCACAUCCCCUAUAGGGAGGACAAAAACCUGACGGAAGAUGAGAAUAUGUAUUGUGCGGACUGCAAUGGCAAAUCGCCAAGAUGGGCUGCCUGGAACCUAGGAAUUUUCAUUUGCAUCUCCUGUGCGGGUAUUCAUCGUAAUUUAGGGGUACAUAUCUCGAAGGUGCUUUCUGUAUCUCUAGAUUCGUGGACUAGAGAAAAAGUGGUACCGCUAGAAGAGAUUGGAAAUGCUCGUGCUCGGGCAAUUUAUGAAGCGACGUUACCUGACGGGUUCCGCCGACCAACGCAGGGUAGAUCUAUGGAAGAUUUUAUUCGCGCUAAAUAUGAGCAUAAACGAUAUUAUUCGCGUGAUGGUGUGCCGCCUGCUAAGGCUAAGGAAAGCUCAACCAAGCGCGUAUCGAUGUCAGCAAAUGGGCAUGCGGUUGUUACACAAUCGAACUCUAAAAACGAUUCAAUGUUGCUCAAUUUUGAUGCUGAGGAGCCGCAGCAAGCGAAAGCCGCUACUUCGCUCAGUGAUCCAUUUGGAGGCAUGACGCUGUCAUCCGGAAACAUCAUGGAUGAUGAAUUUGGAGAGUUCGUCUCUGCCAAAAAAGCUGAUGCUCCAGUGGCUCAAGCGAAUGGAGGGAAUGCUCAGAACCUGCUCAACAAUGACAACCCAUUGGCUGAUAUUCAAAUUCAGCCAACUGCUUCGGGAUCAUUGGAUGCCACCCCUGCAACCGGGCAGAUUAAAUCCAACGCUGAUAUUAUGGCCUUGUUUGCUAGUUCACAAAAUACAGGUGCUCGGACUCAAUACUCCAAUUUCCCGCCGGUUAGCGGCUUCUCCGCGACGGCUUAUGGGUUGAGCCAGUUCACCCAGCCAGCUGCCCCGAUCGCCCAGUCACCAGCUCCAGCCCAAAUCCCACCAAAUCCCCAGAUGCAAAACUUUGGUGCUUUCGGAGCUCAGGCUCAGCCCCCACAAAUGUUUUCUCAACCUACUGGUGGUAAUCUGCAAAUGUCUGGGCUUGAUUUUGGAAAUGGCAGCCAUAUGCCCGCUCAACCGGCCCCUGCCGCUCAAAAUACGAAAGCGAUGUCGGCGUUUAAUGAUAUUGAUAAGGACAUGUUCAAAAUGAUUUCCGGCUCAAAAUCGCAAGGAUCCGGCGGCUUCUCCCAAAAAUCAGCGCCACCCCAACCACAACCAGUCAAACAAGUCCCCAUCGAUGAUUUGUUAGAUCUUUUC
Molecule: messenger RNA, 1731 nt
Organism: Mesorhabditis spiculigera
Lineage: Eukaryota; Metazoa; Nematoda; Chromadorea; Rhabditida; Rhabditidae
Source: the annotation of a GenBank genome assembly